Diachasma alloeum is the source of this 1461-nucleotide messenger RNA. It is a transcript of the gene ND-42, whose product is annotated as NADH dehydrogenase [ubiquinone] 1 alpha subcomplex subunit 10, mitochondrial. Gene Ontology annotation, biological process: mitochondrial electron transport, NADH to ubiquinone. The transcript has 5 exons. The record is from RefSeq and is a predicted model, not a curated record. Gene Ontology annotation, cellular component: cytoplasm. Lineage: Eukaryota; Metazoa; Arthropoda; Insecta; Hymenoptera; Braconidae. Bases 65 to 1309 code for a protein of 414 amino acids.
UGAACUGUUCUGCGCAGCUCCAGAGCCCCCAAGUUUAGACAGGAGGGGUGAGACUUUGUGAAAUAUGGCACUGGUGCUGAGCAGGGGGGGCCUCAAGGCGUCCUCAGGAUUUUUCGGUGGAUUAUGUAAGGCUUCGCAGAAGAGUCACGAAGUCACUCAAGUUGCCUUCAUCUCGGGCAAGAAAUUGCGAGAGAAUCGACCCCCUCGUCCCCCUCCAUUCGACUACAGAAACAAUAGAUACAGGGCAUGGCACGUGUGGUGGGAUCCAAUGGAGAAGCGUUUCGACGAAAAUACGAAGGUGAUCGUAGUCGAAGGCCUCCCAGGAGUGGGCAAGGCCAAGUUCUGCAAAAAGCUAGCUGAGGAACUGGAGAUGUACCACUUUCCUGCGAUAACAUUCGACGAUAUUCACAUCGACGAUCACGAUUUCGACUACAGAAUAUUGAAUCCAAAACUGCCCCCCGACGCUCAGUUCGUCGAUAUCAAUACUUUCCUGAAGGACCCCACGGGGAGGAACAGCACUGUGAUACAGGUUCACCAGUAUGUGCUCAGGUACCUCACGUACAUCGACGCUCUCGCUCAUGUCCUGAACACUGGGGAUGGAGUUGUGGUGGAGAGGUCACCCUGGUCCGAUCGAGCCUUCGCAAAGGCCAUGGAAGUAUGCGGCUACAUGCCUAAGAGGGGGCUGGACUACUACCAGAGUUGCAACUUCAUCAGUCUGCAUCGACUCCUCAGACCGCAUUUAUGUAUUUACCUUGAUGUUCCAGUCGAUGCUGUCAAGGCUAAAAUUCAAAAAAGAUGUCGUCCUUACGAAAAAGAUUCUCCAGCCCUGACAACACAGUAUCUCAGCGAGAUCGAACGCAAUUACAAAGAGCUCGUCCUGCCAGACAUAUCGAGGCACGCUCAUCUUCUCGUUUAUGAUUGGGAGAAUGAGGGUAUCAUAGAGGACGUGGUGGAUGAUAUUGAGGCACUAGAGUGCGACCCAAAAAUGCUGAAGGAUCAUGGGGACAAGCUGCUGGACUGGCGUUUCCCCACCCUUGAUGAAAUCCGUGGUGCCAGAACUCUGUUCACCAAUCAGAGGAAUCAACUCGCCAUCGGCUGCAUCGCUAACAGGUGGGACGUUCCUGAGGUCCUGAGGAGUGGACAAUCUAGCGCCAAGCUUGACGAAGUCCUUGAGGAACUCUACGAUGAGGAUCCGGGCAAGAAGUACGCCCGUGGAUUCGAUCCAAAGAGGAACAAAGGUGUUCUAUGGAAGAUCAAGGACUCCGGCGACGAUUAUAUCCGCAAAUCUAAUAAAGUCAAAGUUGAGUAAAAUUAUACAAAAUUUUCGCAACAAAGGAAAACAUUUCUCUGUCGAAUAAUGAAGUAAAUGUUGUAGUGCUCUGCUGGGGGAUUACGAAAACCCCCAGCUGUAUAUCUACUAUGCUGUACAGUCGAUUUCAUUAAACUUAAUGUAAAAAAAUA